GAAAUGUCAUCAGUGUUCAACAAGUGGCAAUGUGGAAUAGAUGUGUGACUGACCGAUAGUACUAAAACGUAAUUAUAUGUUAUCCAAAAAUGUAUAUUUACGAGCUACCGUUUGAGAUAAACAAGGAGUUAUGCAGGCUUCUCGAUAUAGAAGACUAUUGGAAGGAGUUAGCCGGGAAUCAAAUGAAAUAUUCAGCAUUUGACGUAACUGAUAUGGAACAAACAGCCCGUCGUCUAGCAGUGUCACCAACCAAUCAGCUGUUCACAAGAUGGGGGCAAUUGAACCAUAGAGUAGAAGAACUUUUUAUUUUAUUGUACCGGAUGAAGCACAUGCCAGCACUAGACUGCCUGAAACCAGUUGUCAACACAGAUUUCCAUAAACUAUUAAGUAAACAUAGAAGUUCAAGCAGUGUUAAGGAUAAGAAUACUGCAAUUGUUAAAGAUAAUUCAUAUAAGAAAAGUUCUCAGAAGUCCGAUGGCAACUUCGGGUCCAUACCUUUGCCUGUCAUGUUGAUUGAGAAGGGCGCCCACCUUCCCGCGUCUAGUGGUAUCCAGGACAAUAAUUCGCCGUCACCCAACUACGAGACAAGCACGGAUAUUAGUAAGUCAUCAUCAACACACGGCGACAAAGGCAAUGAAGAUGAUGAGAUCAUGAGGAAUGUGUCAGCGAUACCGCGCAUGAGUUAUGAUGAGCUGAGAGAGGCUACUGACAACUGGGCUGACAGGAACCUGUUGGGGAGGGGCGGCUUCGGGCAGGUCUUCAAAGGUGAAUGGAAACAUCUGCCGGUAGCGGUGAAGCGUUUACGAGACAAUAAUGACAGGAACAAGGAACUGAUCAGAGAGAUGUGUCUCAAUCAAUACAGACAUGACAAUAUACUGCCGCUCUACGGAUACUCGCUAGGAGGUCCCGAAGCAUGUUUGGUGUACCAGCUGAUGUCAGGCGGGUCAUUGGAGCAGCGGCUAAGGGUGAAGACACACCAUCCUCCGCUAACGUGGUCGCAGCGGUACCUUAUUGCCCAUGGCGUUGCUAGAGGUCUACAAUUCCUUCACAAUAUGGCAGGAACGCCGUUGAUUCACGGCGAUAUAAAGCCGGCGAACAUUCUGUUGGAUACCUGCCUCAUGCCCAAGAUCGGAGACUUUGGGCUCGCGAGGAAAGGCCCCUACGGCGAGGACCGAACGCAUGUUAAAGUGUCACGAGUAUACGGAACCAAGCCAUACCUCCCUGACGAGUACCUCCGCUCCCGUUGCCUGUCGCCCGCCGUGGACGUGUACAGCUACGGCGUGGUCAUGGUGGAGAUGGCCACAGCGCUCGUGGCUAUAGACCGCGCCCGGCCCGAGCCGCUGCUCAGCGCUUAUAUACACCAUCAGAAUAGACUGGCCAUCGAUAUGGCAUCAUUAGAAGACCCAGUCCUCCGCGGCACAGCCCACUCGUACCCAGCCAUGUGUCGAACAUUCGUCGGUAUAGGACUGCACUGCACCAAGUUCCAGAGGCACGAGCGACCCACCAUGUUGGAGGUAUACAAGAAACUAGACGAAAUUAAUGUACCGGGGAAGAAUUUCAUGAUGUAGACACAGAUUAAACAACGAAUGGAGUGUUAGUACUAUUUAAAAGUAAUAUGAUUGCAGUUGUAUUGCAAAGCGUGAUUUGACUGCAAAAAUAUUAUUUAAGGUGUUAGAAGACCCUCAGAUUUUUCGCCUAAUAAUCAAACUACAUUAAUUAAUGUCAACAUUUUGAGCUAACGGCCAGAAAAACAUUUUAUAUCACUCGAAAAAU
Trichoplusia ni (cabbage looper) is the source of this 1773-nucleotide messenger RNA. It is a transcript of the gene pll, whose product is annotated as serine/threonine-protein kinase pelle. Gene Ontology annotation, biological process: signal transduction; protein phosphorylation. Gene Ontology annotation, molecular function: protein binding; protein kinase activity; ATP binding. The record is from RefSeq and is a predicted model, not a curated record. Bases 90 to 1568 code for a protein of 492 amino acids. The transcript has 10 exons. NCBI's taxonomy places the organism in Eukaryota, Metazoa, Arthropoda, Insecta, Lepidoptera, Noctuidae.